This is a messenger RNA of Ylistrum balloti, 939 nucleotides long. Its product is annotated as mucin-1-like. The transcript has 2 exons. NCBI's taxonomy places the organism in Eukaryota, Metazoa, Mollusca, Bivalvia, Pectinida, Pectinidae. The coding region runs from base 1 to 939 and encodes 312 amino acids. The record is from RefSeq and is a predicted model, not a curated record.
AUGUCAGUGUCUGUCAACGUAGACCUCGCCAAACAUCGGUACAAACUCGCGUUUCACUGCCGACAGUUGGUGAAAAAACCUGCUAGUACGGUGAUCCAGACCUCGACCUGGGGCGGUAAGAGUAAACAACAGAAAGACUCCACUUUAACCAACUCGGGAUCAUCUUUACAUAAUACACACAAUAUACAACAGAAAGACUCCACUUUAACCAACUCGGGAUCAUCUUUACCUUAUAUACAGAGUAAACAACAGAAAGACUCCACUUUGACCAACUCGGGAUCAUCUGUACCUGAUACACAGAUUAAACUACAGAAAGACUCCACUUUAACCAACUCGGGAUCAUCUUUACCUUAUACACAGAGUAAACUACAGAAAGACUCCACUUUAACCAACUCGGGAUCAUCUGUACCUUAUACACAGAGUAAACUACAGAAAGACUCCACUUUAACCAACUCGGGAUCAUCUUUAACUUAUAUACAGAGUAAACAACAGAAAGACUCCACUUUGACCAACUCGGGAUCAUCUUUACAGAAAGACUCCACUUUAACCAACCCGGGAUCACCUGUACCUUAUAUACAGAGUAAACAACAGAAAGACUCCACUUUAACCAACUCGGGAUCACCUGUACCUUAUAUACAGAGUAAACAACAGAAAGACUCCACUUUAACCAACUCGGGAUCAUCUGUACCUGAUACACAGAGUAAACAACAGAAAGACUCCACUUUAACCAACUCGGGAUCAUCUGUACCUGAUACACACAGUAAACAACAGAAAGACUCCACUUUAACCAACUCGGGAUCAUCUUUAACUUAUAUACAGAAUAUACAACAGAAAGACUCCACUUUAACCAACUCGGGAUCAUCUUUACCUUAUAUACAGAGUAAACAACAGAAAGACUCCACUUUAACCAACUCGGGAUCAUCUUUACAUAAUACAUAG